CAGACCUCCGUUAAUCCUGGCAUGUCCCAGAUGAGCGGCUAUGACUGUCAUCAUUUUCACUGUCUCUGUGCUUUGCCUGCUGCCUCAGGCGGUGCUGGCACGGUGGGCUUGUGUUCGCGCCUGCCCACCAUCCUGCACCUGCACGCAGGAGAAGAGCUGCAGCGUGCUCUGCGACCGCUCCGGCCUGGCUGAGCUGCCCAAAGAGUUUCCGUGUGAGGCCUCCGCCAUCAACCUGGACAAAAACAGGCUCAAGUUCUUGUCAGAAAGGGCCUUUGGUACCCUGCCCUCCCUCAAGUCUCUCUCUCUGGACCACAACAACAUCUCCUUCAUUACCCCAGGAGCCUUUAAGGGCCUCUCUAACUUGGUGGAGCUGAAAAUGGCGCACAACGAGUACAUCAGCUACCUUCACACACGAACUUUCACAGGGCUGAAGAAGCUGGUGCGCCUCGACUUGUCCGACUGUAACCUGUUCAGCAUCCCUGAUCGUAUCUUUAUAGAGCAAACGGCACUGAAGGAGCUGCUCUGCUUCCAAAACAACUUCAGGAGGAUCCCGGGGGCCAUUAGAGGCAUGGAAAACCUGACUCACAUCUAUCUGGAGAGAAACAAGAUAGAGGCAGUGGCCUACAACUCCCUGCUGGGCCUGGGUAGCCUCAAGUACCUGAACCUCCAGGAGAACCGCAUCAACGUGAUCCAUGAGCAGGCCUUCCAGGACCUUACGCGGCUGGAGAACCUUUACCUCAAUGACAACUUGCUGUCUGAUUUGCCCAAGCUCGCCUUCAAAGGCCUCAGCCGGCUCAAGAUGCUCAACCUCGGGGGUAACCAGUUGACCAACCUGUCCAAGACCUGGUUCAGUGACCUGGUGGAGCUGGAGGUCCUGUACCUAGACAGGAACCAGCUGCUAUACAUCGAGGAGGGCACUUUUGAGAACCUGACCAGCCUAAUCACCCUCCACCUGAACAGCAACAAUCUUACCACCCUUCCCUUCCCUGUUUUCCAGCCCAUCUACUUCCUGGGCCGGCUUUACCUCUUCAGAAACCCCUGGGAGUGCGACUGCUCCCUUGAGUGGCUGAAGGAGUGGAUGGAAAACUACAAGCUAGUGCGGGACAUCCCCUGCGCUUCACCUUCCUCUGUGGCCGGACUGGAUCUCGGUGAGGUGGUCUUCGCCAAGGUGAACGGCACAUGUGUGGACCCCGGCGAUCUCAACCUAACUACGGCCUCCUCGGAGAUCGCCUCCACCACAGAGAACCGCUUCAAAAGCCUCAUUUUCACACUGAUCCACACGGAGUUCGGGGAUCAGAUGGGGAACGGCACAGAGAGCCUCCGCAACGGCACCCUGAUUGAGAGCGAGGAUGGGCAGCUCUCUGCAGGGGUCACAGGUCAACGGGCCUGGCCAAGCGAGUCUCUUUUUUGCUUCGUUGUGAUGUGGCUCAGCUUGGGUUUGAUUGGCCAGUCAGAUCUUUUUUUCUCUCUGUACUGCACGUGAGAACAGUGGAGAUGAGAUCUGCUUCAUGACCCACAUGAGGAACAUGGGAAGCUCCCGAGAUAAAAGAUGGUUUUAUUUAUUCAUGCGAAUAUAAAAGGGUUGCUAUUCAUGUUUG
This is a messenger RNA of Neolamprologus brichardi, 1598 nucleotides long. RefSeq names its product nyctalopin (gene nyx). The record is from RefSeq and is a predicted model, not a curated record. Gene Ontology annotation, molecular function: protein binding. Lineage: Eukaryota; Metazoa; Chordata; Actinopteri; Cichliformes; Cichlidae. Gene Ontology annotation, cellular component: plasma membrane.